AUGGCGCAGGAUCGAUCUCAGUUCCCCAAAGAUGCUCAAGCCAACCGAUUCACUGGAUCGCGACCUGACUUAACGUUAAGCUCUCAACAUCCAGGCAGCUUCAUGAAGUACACAGAUGAACGGUCUCUUCAGCUCGAGCAAUGCUGGACCACAUCACAGUCGGGGCUGGCGGACAACAAGUCAGUUAAGGCAGUGGAAAAGAUACCAGACGGGAAGUCUGAGCAGCAACAAAUCAAGACCAAUAUCGUACAGCCGCCCGCAACCUCGUCCAACUGGAAUGAUAUCCCUGAUGACAUGCUGCGUGCGCCAUUCCGAGGAAGAAAUCCGAAGAACCAUAAAGCAAUGAGCAAGGCUAGAAAUGCAGGUGUUCAGGCGUGGAGGGCUAUGUAUGGAGGCGAUGAGGGCUUUCCUGAUGAAGAGCUCUUCGACUCCAUGGAUCAUACAGCCGACGCUCAAGCACCGGCGACGCCCGCAAAGCUCACACUCCAUCGUGUCAAGAAGAUGAAGCCGGCUCCGUACGUUCAGAAAUUCAAAUUGAAGAACUCUGAGCCUCCCGAGGGCAUGGUAGCCGGCCCAGAGUGCGAUCGCGAGAAUAUGAACAACGAUGAGGAGAAGGUGGUGUUCCCCCUACACACCAACCGCCCUGUAGCGUGGUGGGAGUCUUCAUCGAAGUUAGACCUAUCAAGCGAUGGAAGCAAUGUCAACUUGCUCGGUACAGAGAAUGAGCACAAGACUCCGAAAGCGCAUGACAUCGGUCCUAGCGUUGACAAGGAACCGAACUUGGAGGAUGAUUUCACCGAGCACGACUACCUCAAAGCGAAGGCAGCAGCAGGCGAGCCCACAAUCCUCCCGAAGGACAUGCUCGCCCGGUUGCGAGAGCAGGUCAAAGCUGACGAAGAGCGACAUCGCGAGCAAGAUCCGCGCUACCAGCACGAACUCGUACUGGCCAAAGUCAACGCAGCUCAGGCAGAGCGCGAAGCUAACGUCCCCAACGAAGUCCUCUAUCCCGAAAAGGGUGCUCACGGCGAGAAGUGUUACCUUGACAAUGAGCAAUGGGAUCUUUUAGAAGAGUUUGAGGUACAAGACGAGCCAGAGCUAGAGGAUGAACCAGAGCCUAUGAAUACCCUACGGCCGGAGAACACGAUGGAUGCAAGUGAGGUUCCAGACUCUGAAAAGAAGGUUGAAAGCAUGUCCAGUGGUACCUCGGGUAGAGACGGAACGAUGUAUGGAUGGGCUUCCAAAGCUGGCAACGUCUUCACCUCCAAGCUAGCCACAAAGGAGCCGGACAGUCCAAAACCCAACGAUCGCCGGAAGACUGGCUGGACACUGGCCGAUGUUUUGGAGGAAGAUGAAGUAAUGUCUAGCAGGCGAGCUUGA
This is a messenger RNA of Didymosphaeria variabile, 1377 nucleotides long. RefSeq lists its product as uncharacterized. The coding region runs from base 1 to 1377 and encodes 458 amino acids. The transcript is spliced from 4 exons. NCBI's taxonomy places the organism in Eukaryota, Fungi, Ascomycota, Dothideomycetes, Pleosporales, Didymosphaeriaceae. The record is from RefSeq and is a predicted model, not a curated record.